AUGUAAACUGGGUGGGACGUCCUUGGUCCUAUGAAAGGAUUGUGAUUUUAUCCCUUUUUUUAACGUUUUUAUAUCAUUAUCAUUGAUGGAGUAUGACCCAGCCUCACCAACGGACGAACUAGAGGAAUGUCCAUCGUCACUUGAACCGUCAGCAAUCCCAUUACCAAGGCCCGUUAACGUGGCUGUAUCAAAGGAUGAUAGCGAUGUUUGUAAUAUCCCAUUACAUCCCGCCUCCAAGGUAGCACUACUUAGCAUACCUUGACUUCACCCUAAUCAAACUGUCAAUGCAGAAAUAUCAACUAAUACUGAUUUACCCUCCAAAUCCCCGAAAUUCGAAGCGGUAGAAACACAAUGACCACUGAAAUUUACCAUACGAAUGUCUGCUAAAUCCUUUUCUGGUUCAAAAGUGCCUGCCGAAUCUCCUGGCAUUUUCGAAUCAUCCAAAGAUGUGAAAACCGAAGAGCCAAAAACUUUGCCUAAACUUCAAGCAAUGAUGAAAAGAUCGAAACCGUUUCAACUCCCUGUUGGUGUUUUACCCCCUAAAAAUAAACUUACGGUUACUGAAGUCAAACCUGACUUAUUCCUACCAACUAAAGAGAGUGAAACAUCGAGUGCGGCUUCAGAUAACUCGAAAGGUGUCCAGCAACGGUUCAUUCCACAAAUGAAUCCUUUGAUAAUCAACCUGUGA
Molecule: messenger RNA, 688 nt
Organism: Trichobilharzia szidati
Lineage: Eukaryota; Metazoa; Platyhelminthes; Trematoda; Strigeidida; Schistosomatidae
Source: the annotation of a GenBank genome assembly